Messenger RNA from Planococcus citri (citrus mealybug), 2023 nucleotides. RefSeq names its product dynein axonemal assembly factor 1-like. The transcript is spliced from 6 exons. The record is from RefSeq and is a predicted model, not a curated record. Bases 321 to 1091 code for a protein of 256 amino acids. Lineage: Eukaryota; Metazoa; Arthropoda; Insecta; Hemiptera; Pseudococcidae. Gene Ontology annotation, molecular function: protein binding.
UGUCAAAAAUUCGCACAAAUCAAAAAUUAAUUUGGCCAACUGAAAUUCUAGUUUUUUGGGAUCAAACCUUGCUUUUUCUAAAAAUUAGAUACCUCGAGAAAUUCCCUUGUCAAUUUCGAUUGCACAGUUUCGAAUACGGUUAUCUUUUUAUGAAAAAAAAAUUGAGCUGCAUUACACCUGUACUUGAUAUAAAUGAGCUCAAAAAAUUGCAUACUGACGAAGAAUGAAUUGCAAGACAUUCUUGCAAUCCUACCAACUAGUAAGAGUGAUAAUAUAUCUCCUGCAUAGUAUCCAACUGCUACUUUGAUUAUUCUGUUGUUAUGGUAAUCACGUAUGUUUACAUUGGAAGGAGCAAGUCUUCUUACAUUUCAACAAUUAAUAAUAAUUCCAAUAUGUCACUUCGUAUUACAGAAGAUUUAGAAGAAAAUGAAACCGAAGCAAAAAAAGGAUUAGAGUUAAGGAUAACGAAAGAAGUUCUACGUAAGCACUGCAUAAAACACGAUCUGUACACAACACCUCAUCUAAACGACGUUCUCUAUUUACAUUUUAAAGGAUAUAAAUACAUAAAGAACUUGGAAGACUACACCGGACUAAAAUGCCUGUGGUUGGAUCACAAUCGAAUCGAAAAAAUUGAGAACCUCGAUUUCUUGAAAGAUUUAAAAUGCUUAUAUCUGCAUUCGAACAAAAUCUCCAAAAUCGAGAACUUAUCCGGCUUGCAGAACUUGGACACGAUUAACCUAUCGAAUAAUUCGAUCGCUAAAUUAGAACACUUGGACUCGUUGCCAAAUUUGUGCUCGCUGUACAUAACGAAUAAUAAAUUACGAAGUGUUGAAGAUAUUACAAUUCUAAAAGAUUGUAAAAAGUUGAGUAUUCUUGAUGCGGCCAAUAAUAAUCUGGAACAUGAGGAUAUUUUGCAAAUUUUUAGAGUAAUGCCAGCUUUGAAAGUGCUGACUCUUAUUGGUAAUCCUGUUGUAUCUACGAAGAAUUAUCGAAAAAAUUACAUCAAAUCUUGUAAAUUAUUGACACAUUUGGAUGAAUGGCCAGUUUUCUCAAACGAACGUAAUAAAGCUGAGCAAGAAGAUGUAAAUUGAGCUUCAAAUACAUAAUUAUUAGGCCUAUAUAAGCGAAAAGUUUACCUAUCUUGGAGUAUUUUGAACCGGUGAUUAUCAAACCUACCAAAUCGAAAUCAAAUUGAGAACACUUGUAGUCCAGUCAUUCUAGGCAUUUUUACUCUAAAAAUCCCAACGAAAAAAAUUUUUAGAGGUAAAAAACUCCUCCCUCAAUGAGUAUCAAAAAGUCCCUGUAAAGACACUCAAAAAAAAGAUUUAAAAUCGCUAAAAAUGACCAAAAAUGAUUCAAUUUUGGUAAAAUUUGAUAAAAAUGUGCGAAAACAAGUUAAAAACGUGUUUAAUAGGUAUGAUGUAAAAUUGUAAAUACGAAAAAAAAACGAUAAAAUUACAAAAACUAGGUACAAUAAAAAUGAAAUAAUCAGUCAAAUUUUCCAAAAACAUUAAAUAAUGUUGAUAAUGAGUUGAAGUGAUUUAAAGACAUUGAAAAAAUUAUAAUAAGAAAUGAAAUUUGGAAGAAAUUUGCCAAAAAUGCAAGAAAAAAAUGUUGAAAACGAGUUGAAAUGUGAAAAAAAUCAUUAAAAUCACUACACACCAUCAAAAAGUAAUGAAACUUCAAGUCGAUUUAACAAAACUGAGUAAGUUGCUUGAAACAUUGUUUAAACUUCAUUUAAACACAUGUAAGUCUUAUAAGCACUAUAAACCACUAAAAAAAUAAUGAAAUUUGCUGAAAAUGGACGAAAAAGUGUUGAAAAACGAGAUAAUGACGUACAAACAGUCUAAAAAGCAUUUAAAAUGCCCCUAAAUCAAAAAUCACCAUAAAAGAAUUACAUUUCAGUAACAUUUUACAAAAAUUGUUAGGGAAAAAAAGUUGAAAAUAUUUUUAAAUGAUGUAAGUAAGUAAAUAGUAAGUGUACAAAUAGAAAUACAAAAUUAAAAAUAAAAUUAUUUUUCAA